This is a messenger RNA of Talaromyces rugulosus, 4452 nucleotides long. RefSeq lists its product as uncharacterized. The transcript is spliced from 5 exons. The record is from RefSeq and is a predicted model, not a curated record. Gene Ontology annotation, molecular function: UDP-glucose:glycoprotein glucosyltransferase activity. The coding region runs from base 1 to 4452 and encodes 1483 amino acids. Gene Ontology annotation, cellular component: endoplasmic reticulum. Lineage: Eukaryota; Fungi; Ascomycota; Eurotiomycetes; Eurotiales; Trichocomaceae.
AUGAAGCCCACCGCAGCAUCCAGCCUGGCCGCAAGCUUGUUGCUGCUGCUUCGUCUUCCUUACGGUGCCAUUGCAGGUCCUUCUGUCAAUGUUGCCCUGCAAGCUUCGUUUGAUGCAGGACCAUACCUGGUAGAGCUGCUAGAAACAGCCGCCGAAGAAAACUCAACCGCAUAUUUCCCUCUCCUUGACCGGAUCGCCCAAGGCGCCUUUGAAAGCGCCACCACAGAACAGGACCUGUACCACCGGUUCCUGCAGGUCCUCCGCGACGACGGCCAUCUCGCCGACGCAGAGAGUCUGGAUUCGUUCAAGCUCGCGCUCUCGAUUCGGUCUGCCGCGCCUCGUAUUCAGGCUCAUUAUCAGUAUUACGACUCCUCGGUACAGUCUACGUUGGCUGCUGCCCAGGACGCUGCGUGUCCCGUAUGGGUUCAUCUGGAUGGGAAGCAGUACUGCUCGCCGACGUUGGAGCGGGCGCAACAGGGUGUCGACGGGGAUAGCGACCCCAGAGAGCUACCCUUUGACCGGACUUUCGGUGACCCAUUGGCAACUCCGGCUGUGCUUUACGCAGAUGUCUCCUCGCCAAUUUUUGGUGAAUAUCACCGCACGCUACAAGCGCUUGCAAAGGAUGGCGAGGUUGCGUAUCGAGUCCGAUACCGCUCUAUUCAGAACCACGACACCCCCGCUCGGCCUCUAUUCAUGAACGGGUACGGAGUCGAAUUGACCCUCAAAAGAACGGAUUAUAUCGUCAUUGAUGACCGACAAGACGAAGACGACAAAAAAGGCACCGCCCAGAAAACAAAAGCGAAAGCGGAGAACCUUGAAGACGAGUCCCCCGCAGACCUGACACCUUUGUCCUCGUCCGAGGUCCUUACGCUGGGAACCAGUACCGCCGGGUUCGUUUUGGACAGCCAGGACCCAUUUACUACACUGGUCAAGCUGUCCCAAGAUUUCCCGAAACAUUCUGCCGCUGUAGCGGCUUAUAACACGUCGGACGAGUUUUUCGUAGAAUAUGCAAAGAACCGACAGGCCGGACUGCCCAGCGCACGCAACAUUAUGUGGAUCAACGGACAGCAGAUCGAUACUCGACAGGUUGAUUCGUACUCCUUGCUAGAACAUCUGCGACGCGAGAGAAAACUGAUUGGCGAAUUCAAAAAGCUCGGCCUGGCUGGAUCCGAGGCGGUCGAUCUGUUAUCCCAUUCAUCGCUGACAGAAGUAAAAGUUGGCAGUGACGUGCAGCGCUACGACUGGCGAGACGAGGCCGAGGAAGGCGGCGUGCUGAUUUGGAUGAAUAAUAUCGAAAAGGACAAGCGAUACGGAAGUUUUCCGUCGAAUCUUCAAACUCUCCUUCAACCUACGUAUCCCGGCCAGCUUCCACCUGUCCGCCGGGACGUUCAUAAUGUGAUUGUUCCGGUGGAUCUGGCGAAUGAGGAGGAUGUUGGCUUUAUUGUCCAAUAUCUCUACACCUUUGUCAAACGCUUGAUUCCAGUCCGGUUUGGACUUGUGCCAAUCCUGCACACAGAAGAGUCUAAAGCUCAGGCCAAAAUUGCCCACCAUCUACAGCAAACAUAUGGCCUGGCUUCGUUGUUGAAGUAUUUGGAAGAGACUGCAUCAACCGGCAAACCUGCCAAAGCCGAUAAAAAGCUAUUUGCUGCCGCCAUUGCAGACCGCACGCUUCGCCCAGAACAACAGAGCCUAUCAUUCGACGAGGUCCUUGAGUCCCAAGACCUCGAAGAUGUCAUCACCAAAACCGCAAAGUAUCUGAGACGUCUCGAUCUCAAAGGCCCCUCGCCGCCCACACUCGUCAAUGGUAUCGCCAUGACUCGUACAGAAACCUACCUACAAUCAUUGCCCGUGCAGCUCGGAAGGGAUAUCCAGCUGAUCCAACAAGCGCUCAUCCAAGGCGCAUUUGAUGACGACAGUUGGGUCGCGGGGACGUUCUUGCUUGAGGCGGCCCAAAGCCGUAACGAGUGGAUUGUUCCCGAGGAUGAUAGUGAAAUUCGCAUGCUGAAUAUGCUGGAUAUUGCAAGUGCUCACAACGAUUUUGACGAGAUUCUUCGUCUUCCUUCGGAUAAGACGCAUACUACGAAUAAUGUUCAGUUGGUUGUGGUUGGAGAUUUUAAUACCGACUAUGGACUUGCCCUGCUUGCUUCUGCGCUCAAGUUCCGUCAGUUGCAUCUGGAGGCUGAAGUCAUUCCCCUGCAUACAUCAGAUGCACAGGACAGCACGGCGGGUGUUUCCUCCAAGCUCUACGAGCUUCUACGCCAGGCGAAACAGCCCGAGGUGGCAGAUAUUCUUCUUCACAUACAGUCUGCCGAUGUUGGUACAACAAACUCUCAAGAAGAGCAAGAAUACUGGACACGCGCCCAGAAACUGGUUAAAAGCCUUGGUUUCGCCCCCGGCGCGUCUGGUGUCGUGAUGAACGGCAGAGUGAUUGGUCCUCUUCCGUCGUCUGUCGAAUUCGGCGAGGCGGAAUUCGAGAACUUGUAUGACUAUGAAUUGUCGCGGAGGCUUGGACCGGUCACAGAGGCAUUGGAGGAUCUUGGUAUUGCGUCUAAGGUGGCUGGUCCGUUGGCCUUUGCCAAGUUGACUUCUCUCCUGGCAUUAUCGAAUACGCCCGACGUCCCCGAGGGCAUUUUUGAAAGCAAGCCAAAGUAUCGGCUGGAUGUGUGGAAUAGAUGGAACAGCACUCACUCCGGCAUCACCGUUGAGUCGCAAGAAGACGCAUCCAUCAACAUCGUGGCUGCUAUCGACCCUACUUCAGAGUUAUCCCAACGAUGGGUCCCGAUUUUGAAGACGCUGUCUCAACUGGCUGGCGUCAAGGUCAAGAUCUUCCUUACUCCGGUGACUCAACUGCAAGAGCUCCCCAUCAAGCGCUUCUAUCGCCACGUGCUUGCGCCAGAACCCUUGUUUGACGAGAACGGGGCACUACUACGGCCAGAGGCAUCCUUUAGAGGCCUGCCCCAAGAAGCUCUGUUGACUCUGGGCAUGGACGUGGCGCCCUCGUGGCUCGUCGCGCCCAAGGAAUCCUCGCACGAUCUUGACAACAUCAAACUCGGCGCGCUCAAGGACGACGCAGAUGUGGAUGCAAUUUAUCAGUUGGAACACAUCUUGAUCGAGGGCCACUCCACGGACACAACGCUCAAGAUACCGCCGCGCGGUGUCCAACUACUGCUAGAAAGCGAGCGUGGCUCUUUCUUCGCUGAUACGAUCGUCAUGGACAAUCUGGGCUAUUUCCAAUUCAAAGCACAGCCGGGCUUUUGGAAGAUUGAAUUGAAGGAAGGCCGCAGCCAGAGCAUUUUCAAGCUGGACAGCGUCGGCGCCAAUGGCCGUAAUGUGCGCGCGGGAGACGAUGAUGAUGAUGGCAAUAACGAAGUCGCGCUGCUGUCGUUCCAGGGCAAAACGCUCUUCCCUCGACUUUCGCGCAACGCUGGCAAGGAGGACGAAGAUGUCCUCGAGACCGGUCCUCGACCGGGAUCCCCCAUGGACUAUGUUUCUAAGGGCAUCAACUUUGCGCAGGGCGUGCUGGGCGUCAAGAGCAGUAGCCAGAGUGUAACGGCCGAGAGACAUGCCGAAAUCAACAUCUUUUCUGUCGCUAGCGGCCACUUGUACGAGCGCAUGCUGAAUAUCAUGAUGGUAUCCGUGAUGAAAAACACCAAGCACACGGUCAAGUUUUGGUUUAUUGAGCAGUUCUUGUCCCCCUCGUUCAAGAGUUUCUUGCCUUCUUUGGCUGCUGAAUACGGCUUUUCGUACGAGAUGGUCACGUACAAAUGGCCACACUGGCUGCGCGGCCAGCGCGAGAAACAACGCGAGAUUUGGGGUUACAAGAUUUUGUUCUUGGACGUGCUCUUUCCGCUCUCGCUCGACAAGGUCAUUUUCGUUGAUGCUGACCAGAUUGUACGUACGGACAUGUACGAUCUAGUCACGCUCGAUCUCGAAGGUGCGCCCUAUGGCUUCACACCCAUGUGCGACUCGCGCACGGAAAUGGAGGGAUUCCGGUUUUGGAAACAGGGGUAUUGGAAAACAUACCUCAAGGAACUGCCCUACCACAUUUCUGCGCUGUACGUUGUUGAUCUCCAGCGUUUCCGUGAGGUUGCCGCGGGUGACCGGCUGCGAGGGCAGUACCACGCACUCUCGGCCGAUCCACAGUCCUUGAGCAAUCUGGAUCAGGAUCUGCCGAAUCAUUUGCAGACCAUGAUCCCGAUCAAGAGUCUGCCGCAGGAAUGGCUGUGGUGUGAGACGUGGUGCUCGGACGAAUCCCUGGCGCAGGCACGCACGAUUGAUUUGUGUAAUAACCCCAUGACCAAGGAGCCGAAACUGGACCGGGCGAGGAGACAGGUGCCCGAGUGGACGGUUUAUGAUGAUGAGAUUGCGGCGCUGGCGAAGAGGGUUGCCCUGGGGGGUUUUGGUGAAGAUGACGUGAAGGUUGAGGAGCAGCCUAGAAAAGACGAGCUAUAA